CCGUUGCUUCGUCUGAGAUUACCUAGGAUGUCUACUGGAGCUCGUCUGUGCUGGAGGAACGCUAAACCCACCUAUCUUCGGUUGUUGCGCUCUUAGAUCUAUUGUAGGAGAUCCUUCUGUUGGAGUUAGGCCUGGUUUCCUGGUACGAUUAUCAGUUUCCGACUGUUCAUUUUCCCUGGAAUCCCUGAUGCGACGGUGAAAAUAGGCAGCACCUGUUGAUCCUUCCUCGGACAGGUCAUUUAGCUUUCGUGCGGUUUUCCCGCGAAUAUCUUAUAAUAGAAAACAAGUCUCGUCGGUAAGUUCCUUGUUCGUGCGAGCGUGGAAUGGCGUCGCGGGAGAGCGACGUGAUGGCGUCACUCGCGGAGGACUUCCCGUCGCUCAAGGCCAAGUGGGUGGUCAUGCAGCACGCCAGGAAGCCCGGCACCAUCUUCGACGACCUCGCCUUCGUCCCCGAGCACGACCUUCUGGAUUCCUCGUGGCUCGACCCCGCGCACGACGCCCCCAACAAGGCCCCGAGCAAGCAGGACCGACCGGCCUGGCAGGUCAAUCUCAGACCCCCGCCGCCCGCAUCCACCGACGUCGCCCCCUCGUCUCUCCGCAAUCCCCCCCCUCCCCGUGACGACAAUCUCGAUUGCCUCCUCGCGGCGCAGCUCUCCCCGCCCGACAUGGCAGCGCCGGGGAACGCGGGGGGAAGCGCGGCGGGUCUUCGCGAGGACGAGAUGGAGGCUUGGUUCCAGUACCCGCUGGGCGAGCCCGUGGAGGGUUUCGACCGGUUGAGAGCGGUAGAGGGGCUUAAGGUCGCGGAUGGCGGGUUAAGGCCGGAAGGAUGGCGCGGAGAUGAAAUCUCCGCCGUCGAUCUUGCGAGGAUGAAGGGGGACGGGGGGUUGUUGUGUUCCGCUGCGCAAGGUAGCCACGCAAACCUUGCGGAGUUUGCCGCGCCUCUUUCGCAUGUCGGAGCUGGCGCGGACGCGGGCGCGCGGGCUGCGGGGCCUUGCGGAAGCUUACAGGCGCAGCAGCGCGCCGGGCCGGUUGGUGGUCUUGCGACUGAGGUGGGAGGCGGAGGCGCGGGGAAGAUGGGCGGAGUGAACAGCAUGGUCGCGGCGACGCUGCUGGCGCAGAAGCGCGCCCUUGGCGGACUUGGCGGAGCGGAUGCCAGCGGCGGUGGCGCAGGGGGGAGGGGCGAGAGCGAGGCGCAGAUGUUUAACCAGCUGCGGAUGCAGCAACUGCAGCAGCUGCAGCAGCAGCACCUGAUGCAGCUGAGAGCGAGUCGGCAGCAGCAGCUGCAGGGACUGCAGGAGCAGGAGAAGGAGGAGGAGGAUGUGUUGCAGCAGCAGCAGUUGCUGCUGCAAGAGCAGCAGCGACUGCGACAGCAGCAGCAGCAGAUGAAGCUGAGGCACAUGUGGCAGCAGCAACUGCAGCAGCAGCAGCAGCAAGGGGACGAGCAUGCAGUGUUAGCGCAAGCGGCCCAGGGGGAUAUGCAGAAGAGCCAGCAACAGCAGGCACAGCAGAAGCAGCAAGUGCCGCAGCAGCCACAACCGCAGCAGCAGCAGCAGCCGGCUCUGGACGUUCGUCCGCAGGCGUCGCAGCAGGUCUCGCGAUUUCCCAUCCCCGCCAGUGGCACCUCCGCUCGGCUCAACUUCUCUCACUUUUCCCGCCCCGCCGCACUCUACGGCCGCGCCAACGCCAAGCCCAUAGGCGCAGCCUCCCCCACCGCGCCCGCCGUCUCCGCUGCCCCCUCCGGCGCCAUGGGCGCGUCGUCGAGUGCGGCGCCUCAUCCCAGCGGCAGCGCCGGCAUCGCGGGUGUGAGCGCGCGCCUCACGAAUAAAGCACUCGCGGCUCUUAAAAAUGGCAAGCUCGCGUCGCGCUCCUCCGCGUCGUCCGCGGCCGACUCCAACACGCACGUCGUCGCGCCGCCCAGCGUGCCGCCGUCACCGCACGAGGGGACCGAUGCAGCGGCCGGCACGGCGGCAACUGCGGCGGCGGGCACGGCGUCAGGAGCGGCGCGCUCGUCGGCACCGGGUGCGGCCGCCGGUGCCGCCGCGGCGUGCCGGCCGCUGCCGUACGCCCCUCUGAACGUGUCGCGUCAGCAGCAGCAAGAUCAGCCGCAGGCGCCGCAACAGCCGGCGGGACCUGCGGCGGAGCGGUCGCCUGACGCUGGGCACACGUCGACGGUGACGAGCAACGCGCCCGCGGGCUGCGGCGCACAUGGCGCGCAGAAGGCGGAAAGAGCCGCCACGGACAGCUCUGGAAUGGUGAGGCGCGCGGAGGAGGGCAGCGGAGGGGGGAGCGGGGGAGGCAGCCCGGGGGGAGGGAGCGCGGGCGAGGGCACGGAGCGGACGGAGAGAACAGGUCAGGCGGAGCGGCCUGCGCACACUGCUAGCAUGGGCGGAACGAAGGACUCGUGGCUGCCCGGAGGGAGCCGCGGAGGGGCGCGGGGAGGGCGGAAGCGGGGGAGAGGAGAGGCGGACUACGCACGGACUGAGGAUUUCCCUGAGGAAAGCCUGGAUACGCGCAGAACGGGCGCGACUGGCGCAACGGGCGCGACGAGCGGGGCGGGGCGGAGAAGCGGAGCGGAAGGCAGCGCGGCGAAACGAGCGCGAGCCGCUGAAGUGCACAACAUGUCGGAACGAAGGCGGCGGGACCGCAUCAACGAGCGCAUGAAGGCGCUGCAGGAGCUCAUCCCCAACUCCAAUAAGACGGACAAGGCGUCGAUGCUGGACGAGGCCAUCGAGUACCUGCGCAUGCUGCAGCUGCAGCUGCACGUCAUGUCCAUGCGCACCGGCAUCGCGCUCCCCCCCGCCCUCGCGCUCCCCCAUUCCGCGCCCGCCCUCUCCGCCCUCCCUGCUGCUGCGGCGGCUGCUUCUGCCGGCCAGUCUCCCGCUCCUGGUGCUGCUUUGGGGGGGUUUGCGCUCGGGGGAAUGGGGGGGAUGGGGGGCAUGGACGUGGGCAUGGAUAUGGGCAUGGGGAUGGCGGGCUUGGGGGGGAUGGGCGCAAUGGGCGGAAUGGGGGCAAUGGGGGGAAUGGGGGCACUUGGGCUGGGUAUGGGGGGGCUGGCGUUGGGAGGCAUGGGGGGCAUGGGAGGCAUGGGAGGUUUGGGUUUGGGCAUGGGUACAGGCAUGGGCAUGGGUAUGGGUCUGUCGGAUCUUUCCUCCAUACCAGCGCAGCAGAGGCUGAUGAUGGAAAUGGCGGCGGCAGGGGAGAUGGGUGCUGGGGGGGUGGCAGGGAGAGGAGCCGACGCAGCAGCAGCUGCUGCAGCCAGUGGGGCAGCGGCAGAGCAGAGCCACUUGCAGCAGCAGCAGAUGCUGCAGAUGCUGCAGCAGCAGCAGCAGCGGCAGCAGCGGCAGGGCGAGGCCAUGGAGGGUGCGUCCAUGUCGUUUUUGCCAGGCAGCCGCGAGGCACAGCUGAUGGCGCGGCUGCAGGCGCAGCAGGAGAGGGAGCAGGCGCUGGCGAGGGAGGAGGCGAGGGAGGAGCGGGCGCAGGCACAGGCACAGGCACAGGCACAGGCGCAGCAGGCACGGCAUGAUCGCGAGCAGUUGCAGGCUCAGGUGCAGCAGGAGAGGGAGCGGCAGGUGGUGGAAGCUGGCAUGAGGGGUGCGGAGGAGGCGGCUCAGAACUGCAGGGAGGGGCGGAGUGGUGGCAUGGGGGGGGUGGCAGCAGGCAUGGGAGGGGGAGGGGAAGGGGAGGGGCAGCGGCAGCUGAAGCCGUUGUGUGUGGACCCCAUGGACGCGUAUCUGGCGCGCCACCAACACAUGCAAUCGCAGCAGCAGCAGGCUCUCAACCUGGAGAUGUACCACGCCUUCCUACAACAGCAGCAGCAGCAACAGCAGCAAUAGCAAUAAUUGCAGGCGUAAGAAUAGUAGCAGCCGCAACAAGCGCCGCAAUACGCUGCCGCUGUUGCCCUGCCGAAUGUACGAGCAGUCUGAGUUACUAACACACAAAUCAGCCCACAGAUAUUCGAAAGCAAUGCUUUGUGUAUAAAAAGCCCAUUCUUAGGCAUAUAUACCAUAUGCUUCUCUUUUUUUUUUUCCGAUCAUCAGAUGUAAAUUUGACAUUUUAUACUCUAUUGUUGAUAAUCCC
Molecule: messenger RNA, 4077 nt
Organism: Closterium sp. NIES-67
Lineage: Eukaryota; Viridiplantae; Streptophyta; Zygnematophyceae; Desmidiales; Closteriaceae
Source: the annotation of a GenBank genome assembly